Molecule: messenger RNA, 3588 nt
Organism: Brachypodium distachyon (stiff brome)
Lineage: Eukaryota; Viridiplantae; Streptophyta; Magnoliopsida; Poales; Poaceae
Product: pentatricopeptide repeat-containing protein At1g74600, chloroplastic
Exons: 5
Coding region: 121-2550 (809 amino acids)
Biological process (GO): RNA modification
Molecular function (GO): RNA binding; protein binding
Source: RefSeq, a predicted model, not a curated record
GGGUAAUGGACCCCCUGCCAUUUUGUAAAGAAAGUUCGCCGGCGAUGCCGCGCGCUUAAAUUCGUCCUCCCUGCAGUUCCAUCCCCACGCCAUCUCUCCAUCCUUGCAUCGCGCCGUCUCAUGCCUCCACGCCUUCCGUCCCCCGCCGCCAUUACCACCGCCCUUUCCGUCCACCUACGCAGGCUCUCAGCCUGUACUGCCUCUGCCGCGCAAGCCGACGCCCACCACCUGCUCGACGAAGUGCGGCACCCGGACCAUCUCAGGCGACUCCCGUCCGCGCUCGCAAGUUUCGUCCUCUCGCGCGCUGUGGGGAACACGCCCAGCCAUUUGGACUUUGGGAAAGCGCUUGCGGCUUGCGUCGGCCCUGGGCACGUUGCGUUCGCUGAGCAGGUUUACUGCGUCGCCUGGAAGGACGGGCUCACGGGCGACGCCUAUGUAUGCAGCGGGAUGAUCGACCUGCUAGCCAAGAGCGGUCGCUUCGAGGACGCGCUCAAGGCGUUCGAGGAUGGCGACCGGGGGAGUGCUGUUUGCUGGAACACUGUUAUCUCCGGGGCGGUGCGGAACGACCAAGACAGGCUUGCCAUUGAUAUGUUCAGUGAUAUGGUACGGGGCUCCUGUGAACCGAACUCGUUCACUUACUCUGGGGUUCUUAGUGCCUGUGCAAUGGGUGCUGAGCUGUGUGUCGGGAGGGCGGUGCAUGGCUUGGUGCUUCGGCGUGAUCCUGAGUAUGAUGUGUUUGUUGGAACGUCUAUUGUUAAUAUGUAUGCAAAAUCGGGUGAUAUGAUUGCUGCCAUGAGGGAGUUUUGGAGGAUGCCAAUCCGAAAUGUGGUUUCCUGGACCACCGCGAUAGCUGGUUUCGUGCAGGAGGAGGAACCAGUAAGUGCUGUUCGGCUGCUCAGGGAAAUGGUGCGGAGCGGCGUAUCAAUGAAUAAAUACACAGCCACUAGCAUCUUGCUCGCGUGCUCCCAGAUGUAUAUGAUACGAGAGGUUAGCCAGAUGCAUGGCAUGAUCAUGAAGAAGGAGCUGUACUUGGAUCACGCUGUCAAGGAGGCUCUUAUCUGCACGUAUGCUAACAUUGGGGCUAUUGAGUUGUCUGAGACAGCGUUUGAAGAAGUUGGCACAGUAAGCAGCACACGUAUCUGGUCGACUUUCAUAUCUGGGGUUAGUAGCCACAGCUUACCGAGAUCACUUCAGCUGUUAAUGAGGAUGUUUCGUCAGGGCCUAAGACCAAAUGACAGAUGCUAUGCUUCUGUUUUCAGUUCCAUGGACUCAAUUGAGUUUGGCAGACAACUGCAUUCGUUGGUUAUAAAAGAUGGGUUUGUUCAUGAUGUUCUUGUGGGCAGUGCACUCUCCACCAUGUACUCUAGAGGUGAUGAUUUGGAAGACAGCUACAGGGUCUUCAAAGAGAUGCAGGAAAGGGAUGAAGUCUCAUGGACAGCAAUGGUUGCUGGUUUUGCAUCGCAUGGUCAUUCUGUUGAGGCAUUCCGAUUGUUUAGGAUUAUGAUUCUUGAUGGUUUUAAGCCUGACUAUGUGACGCUAUCUGCCAUUCUUUCAGCUUGUGACAAACCAGAAUGCUUGCUUAAAGGGAAGACAAUUCAUGGACACAUUCUUCGUGUCCAUGGAGAAAUCACAUCCAUUAGCCAUUGUUUGGUUUCCAUGUAUUCCAAAUGUCAAGAAGCACAAACAGCCAGAAGAAUUUUUGAUGCAACUCCAUGCAAAGAUCAGGUCAUGUUCUCUUCAAUGAUAUCUGGAUACUCUACAAAUGGUUGCAGUGCUGAGGCAAUGUCACUAUUUCAGCUCAUGCUGUCAACUGGUUUUCAGAUAGAUAGGUUUAUAUGUUCGUCUAUUCUUAGCCUAUGUGCUGACAUAGCAAGACCGCUCUAUGGUAAAUUAUUGCAUGGGCAUGCAAUUAAAGCAGGCAUACUCUCCGAUCUAUCAGUAAGCAGUUCACUCGUGAAGUUGUACUCCAAAAGUGGCAACCUGAAUGAUUCUCGUAAAGUUUUUGAUGAAAUUACUUCCCCAGAUUUAGUUACAUGGACAGCUAUAAUUGAUGGAUACGCUCAACAUGGAAGUGGUCGGGAUGCUUUGGAGAUGUUCGAUUUGAUGAUUACGCUUGGAGUAAAACCAGAUACUGUUGUAUUAGUGAGUGUUUUAUCUGCUUGCAGUCGCAAUGGUUUGGUUGAAGAAGGCGUUAACUAUUUUGAAUCUAUGAGAACAAUUUAUGGGGUUGAGCCAAUGUUACAUCACUACUGUUGUAUGGUUGAUUUACUUGGUCGAUCUGGGAGGCUUCAAGAUGCAAAGAGUUUUAUUGAGAGUAUGCCUAUGAAGGCUGACUUGAUGGUAUGGAGCACACUCUUUGCUGCUUGCAGAGUUCAUAAUGAUGCUGUACUUGGAGGAUUCGUAGAAAAUAAGAUUCGUGAAGAUGGUUACGAUUCAGGCUCUUUUGCAACUCUGUCGAACAUUCUUGCAAAUUCUGGAGACUGGGAGGAAGUAGCGAGAGUCAGAAAAUCAAUGGAUGUCAAGAAAGAGCCUGGAUGGAGUAUGGUGUAAUAAUUGAAUUGACUGAAGGGAUACAGAAAUACGGCACAGUAGAUAGGAACAUGUGUUUCAUGAGGUGUUCUGGGCUGCUUGCAUGAGAUCAACUAUAGAGAUCAUAGUACAUCGGCUGAAGAUUUAUUCUGACCAAGACAUAUUGCAGAGUAUUUGAUCAGAGAUGCUUGUUCCUGAUCAUGCAGAAGACUGGAUAGUUAGUUAUCUAAGCUCUAAAGUUUCCAUGGGCACACCUCUAGUUAUCAGGGAAAAUAUAGGUAUUCAUGAUGAUGAAGAACUCAAAUACAUACGACCAGGCUAUUCUUCUCGCUGUUAGCUUAUCUGUAAACAUAGCUAUUGGACAUCUCUGGGGGAGGUUCGGGGCAAGUGAGAGAUUCGCAGCGAAUGCUACAUGCCCAAUCAUCUGAAGAAUCUUCCCCCAAAUCAAAUGGAAAUUUUAUUUUUCGUGAAACUCCACACUGAUUGCCAGCUGUUCAAGCUCGGUGUUUGGCGAGGCUUCAUGUAUGCUAUUGAUUAUUCCAGGGGCUAUGCUGAGAACCACGGAUGUGGCAUCCGAUGACUUCUGCAGGGUCUGUGUUUCAAAUGGCAUGAUGAUCGGACCGCUAUGGAUGUCUUUGUCUGAUAGAUGAGUUAAAGAUGGACUAAGGUUGAAGUUUAUUACUUUACAUGAAGACCCAUUUUCUGAACUGUUGAGCUUCUGCAGUUGUCGUCCCUGAAAGGACUGUUGGCUAUUGAACCGAUUCGCAGGUAGUGCAAGUUCUGCUGAGCGAGAGGAGCCUUCCAAAGCAAAAUGCGAAGCUUGUAUGGACUGCAAAGCAGAUAACAGGUCUGGCUCUGUCAUGGCAGUUGAUUGGGGACCCCAGGAGUGAGAUAACGCUCUUUGUGCCAUCGAACUAGGCUUUUUAAAUAUCCUACAAAUAGCCCAUGCAUCCUGUUUGAUAAAGAAAAAUCAUCAGAAGAUAUAUCAUAUAUCUAAUAUUCUAAGAAUUUUAGUGCUAUAAGUAAAUACUAUGAAUAAAGGCCUUACAUUAGCUGGAA